UUCUUCGUUGACGAACAAGCGCUCCAUACUUAGUCGGGCUCGUCGUCGGACGCCGUCCGCCGUUGUCAGCCCUGCGUGGUUGUUCUCGGGCAAGUAUUGAAGAAGGUUCGGACCCUAGGGCUUUGUCCACUGCCAAAAUCCUGUGAGAUUGAUUUGUUCGAUCUGGCUUUGAAUCUAGAUUUGAAUCUGGUCGUGUGAUCUUUCGGAUAUCGAUGUUUUUGAAUAAAGAUUCUUUCACUUUUUAAAAGAGAAAACUCUUGUUACCAGGUUCCCUAAGUGGCUUUCAGUUUUUGAUUGUUAAGAAUGGUACUGGUCUUGGCGCUGGGGGACUUGCACAUACCGCACAGGGCCCCUGAUCUGCCAGCGAAGUUCAAAUCCAUGCUUGUUCCUGGCAAGAUCCAGCACAUCAUUUGCACUGGCAAUUUAUGUAUCAAAGAAGUUCAUGACUAUUUGAAGACUCUGUGUCCUGAUUUGCAUAUAACUCGUGGAGAAUAUGAUGAAGAUACAAGAUAUCCAGAGACCAAAACACUAACUAUUGGUCAAUUUAAGCUGGGACUAUGCCAUGGCCAUCAGGUUAUUCCAUGGGGCGACCUAGACUCACUGGCAAUGCUUCAGAGACAGCUUGAUGUGGACAUCCUUGUCACAGGUCACACCCAUCAGUUCACCGCUUACAAACAUGAGGGUGGUGUCGUUAUAAAUCCAGGUUCUGCAACAGGUGCUUACAGCAGCAUCACUUACGACGUUAACCCAAGCUUUGUCCUCAUGGACAUUGAUGGCCUGCGUGUUGUGGUCUAUGUCUAUGAACUCAUUGAUGGAGAGGUGAAGGUUGACAAGAUUGAUUUUAAGAAAACAUCCUCAACCCACUCUGCUCAUUAGAAGAUUUGGAUCUUGUUUUGUCUUAGCCUCUUGUAUCCCUUUCCUUUCUCUUAAUUUUCUAUUUUUCAAUUUCUCAUAUUUUAACCUUGUAAUAGGGUUUUCUCUUUAGUUUUAUCUUGUUUUGAAAUAUGUAAUUGGCAGUAUCAUAUACUCGUAGGAUUUUGGGGGUUUAGUCAAAGUGUGUAUGUGGAACCUUUUUUUUUUUUUUUGUUUUAACCGGGUACAAACGCAUGUAAAAUGGCUACAUAUAUUGUGGGAACAAAAUGUCCUUUCGAAA
Molecule: messenger RNA, 1153 nt
Organism: Neltuma alba
Lineage: Eukaryota; Viridiplantae; Streptophyta; Magnoliopsida; Fabales; Fabaceae
Product: vacuolar protein sorting-associated protein 29
Exons: 4
Coding region: 304-876 (190 amino acids)
Biological process (GO): retrograde transport, endosome to Golgi
Cellular component (GO): retromer complex
Source: RefSeq, a predicted model, not a curated record